CCCAGGCGGCGGCGGGAUGGAGCCGGCGACCGCGCCCCGGCCGGACAUGGCGCCGGAGCUGACCCCCGAGGAGGAGCAGGCUACCAAGCAGUUUCUGGAAGAGAUCAACAAGUGGACAGUACAGUGUAAUGUUUCUCCGCUCUCGUGGAACGUGGCCGUCAAGUUCCUCAUGGCCAGAAAGUUUGACGUGCUUCGUGCCGUGGAGUUGUUCCACUGCUACAGAGAAACAAGAAGGAAGGAAGGCAUUGUGAAGCUGAAACCUCAUGAGGAGCCGCUCCGUUCUGAGAUCCUCAGCGGGAAGUUUACCAUCUUGAAUGUGCGAGACCCAACUGGAGCCUCCAUUGCCCUUUUCACUGCCAGGUUGCAUCAUCCCCACAAGUCUGUCCAGCACGUGGUCCUCCAAGCCUUGUUUUACCUGCUAGACAGAGCUGUGGACAGCUUUGAAACUCAGAGGAAUGGACUGGUGUUCAUCUAUGACAUGUGUGGGUCUAAUUAUGCCAACUUUGAGCUAGAUCUUGGCAAGAAAGUCCUCAACCUGCUGAAGGGAGCAUUUCCAGCCCGGCUGAAGAAGGUGCUGAUUGUAGGAGCACCCAUAUGGUUCCGCGUGCCCUAUUCCAUCAUCAGCUUGCUCUUGAAGGAUAAAGUUCGCGAGAGGAUUCAGAUAUUAAAGACAUCUGAGGUUACCCAGCACCUGCCUAGGGAGUGCCUUCCAGAAAAUCUGGGUGGGUACGUCAAAAUUGACCUCGCCACUUGGAAUUUCCAGUUCCUGCCCCAAGUGAACGGCCACCCAGAUCCCUUGGAUGAGAUCAUCCUGUUUUCCCUGCCUCCUGCCUUAGACUGGGACUCAGUACAUGUUCCAGGUCCUCAUGCCAUGACCAUCCAAGAGUUGGUAGACUAUGUUAACACCAGGCAAAAGCGGGGCAUCUAUGAGGAGUAUGAAGACAUUCGUCGUGAGAACCCUGUUGGCACUUUCCACUGUUCCAUGUCUCCAGGAAACCUAGAGAAAAACAGAUAUGGAGAUGUCCCCUGUCUGGACCAAACACGGGUGAAGCUGACAAAACGAAGUGGCCACACUCAGACAGAUUACAUCAAUGCCAGUUUCAUGGACGGCUACAAGCAGAAGAACGCUUAUAUUGGUACACAAGGUCCUCUGGAGAACACCUAUCGUGACUUCUGGCUCAUGGUUUGGGAGCAAAAAGUUUUGGUGAUUGUCAUGACCACCCGCUUUGAGGAAGGCGGCAGGAGAAAAUGUGGCCAGUACUGGCCUUUAGAAAAAGACUCUCGGAUCCGAUUUGGCUUCCUCACGGUGACUAAUCUAGGAGUGGAGAACAUGAACCAUUAUAAGAAAACAACUCUAGAAAUUCAUAACACAGAGGAGCGGCAGAAACGCCAGGUGACCCACUUCCAGUUCCUAAGCUGGCCAGAUUAUGGUGUCCCUUCCUCAGCUGCUUCCCUCAUUGACUUCCUGAGAGUGGUCAGGAAUCAGCAGAGCAUGGCUGUAGGUAGCCUGGGAGCUCGCUCCAAAGGGCAGGGCCCUGAGCCACCUAUUGUGGUCCACUGCAGUGCUGGCAUCGGCAGGACAGGUACCUUCUGCUCACUGGACAUCUGCCUGGCACAGCUGGAGGAGCUUGGCACCCUUAAUGUGUUCCAGACAGUGUCACGCAUGAGGACCCAGAGGGCCUUCAGCAUCCAGACCCCUGAGCAGUACUACUUUUGCUACAAGGCCAUUUUGGAGUUUGCAGAGCGGGAAGGCAUGGUUCCCUCUGGUCAUAGCCUGUUGGCCAUGGAUGGUCAAUAACUGUUCCACAAGUUCCCACCUGCUGGUCAGCCUUCCUUAAACUACCCUGGACACUGCUGAGCCUAUAGGUUGCCAUCAGUUAUGCUGAAACCAUGGAUCAACCUCUUUCUUGUGUCUCCCAGCGCACUCGUGCACGCAAGGCAGCCUUUCCCUUUGGCUAGAUAAAUGUGGUGACCUUGCCACUAGAAAGGGCCAGCAGCAAUGUGUUCUUAAUUCCUAGCACCUGCUAUCGAACUGUGCCUUAUCAAAACCAAAUUGUGGCUAUUGAUAUUUGCCAGGGUCCCUGAGGUAAGUGGGGAAGGAACCCUCCCCCCAGCCCCAUCUCCCAAUGCCAUUCUUCUGGACAUCUCCUUCCCUUUGCUAUGAUUUGACAGGGAGGUUUGGUGAGCAUUCACCUUCCUACCCAGAAAGCUUGACCAAGUUACAUAUACUAGAGAAUGUCCCGAGUGCCAAGCACGUUUAUACAUAGGACGUGUAUUCCAGUCUUUUCUGUCAUUCUGUGUGUGUGCGUGUACGUAUGUGCACUUACGUGUAUGGACCCAUAUGUAUGUGUGUACAUAAUAUAUACUGUAUGUGAUAAGUAUGGCCGUAUACUAUAAAUACAUAUACACACAGAUACUCUUUGUAGAAGUUUCUGGGGCUUUAUGCUGCAGUUCAGCAUUCCUUGCUUCUUGGACCCUGACGAUUGUUCUCGACUGGCUGGGGUUGGGGCUCGUGACUCAUGUUGUCAGACAGCAGAGUGAUAGAGGACAACACAUACUUUUUUCCUGGGCCACAGGCCCUCUUCCUUAAUGACAUCUUUCCCUCUGGACUCUAUGCUUGUUGGAGCCAAAAAUACUGACGUAAGGUAACACUGGUUCAUUUUAGCAUGGGUGUCCUUCAUUUAACAAAUUCUGUUUUCUUUGCUGAUUUGGGGAACAGACCUCCACUGUGAUUCCAGACUCUGUCUUAUGACCCCAGUGAUGGGGACCAAGGCUAGAAACGAAUUUCCAGAGCUGCCAGAGCCCAAAGUAAUCGGUACGAAGUUUUAAAAAGAAUAAAGGACAAACUGGGGCCUCUUUUUCUUGUGUUGGAAGAUAACUUUCUUUAUGCAACUCUUGUCUACUGAGAUGCCCAGCUCUCCCUGCCUGCCAGCCUGCCAGAUCCAGGACCACAAACCAGAUGGUUCUGGGUCACUAUAAAGCAUUGUCCCCUUGGAUGGGUCUGGGUCACUAUAAAGCAUAGUCCCCUUGGCUGGAUGAGGUCGUUCCUUGUAAUCGCUAGUCCCCUGCCCAUACAACUUGCUCCUGUCUUUCCCCAGUCUGACUCACCAGGAAUGGAAUGAAGAGUUCCCAACACUGUGUCCUACAAAACCCUACAGAACCCCUAGAUCUUCCCUUACUCUAGAAGAUGAGGUUGGCAGCUGGUCAGAGCUCAAUAAUUUUAUACUGUAAUAAGAUCUUUGAAUGUGUAUAUUCUUAUUUUUUACAAUCAUUUCAUUUUGUAUUUAACAUCAAUGGACUGAGUCAGAUUCAGUAAAUAAUUGUAAUGUUCAUAUUCAAUAUCUUAUAGUGAUACAGUUUUGUAUUUACCUAUAAAUAUACCAACAUGAUUAAA
Molecule: messenger RNA, 3394 nt
Organism: Grammomys surdaster
Lineage: Eukaryota; Metazoa; Chordata; Mammalia; Rodentia; Muridae
Gene: Ptpn9
Product: protein tyrosine phosphatase non-receptor type 9
Exons: 13
Coding region: 17-1798 (593 amino acids)
Biological process (GO): protein dephosphorylation
Molecular function (GO): protein tyrosine phosphatase activity
Source: RefSeq, a predicted model, not a curated record